Messenger RNA from Gloeophyllum trabeum ATCC 11539, 1296 nucleotides. RefSeq lists its product as uncharacterized. Gene Ontology annotation, biological process: inositol phosphate biosynthetic process. Lineage: Eukaryota; Fungi; Basidiomycota; Agaricomycetes; Gloeophyllales; Gloeophyllaceae. The record is from RefSeq and is a predicted model, not a curated record. The transcript is spliced from 4 exons. Gene Ontology annotation, cellular component: nucleus. The annotation marks the transcript as partial. Gene Ontology annotation, molecular function: ATP binding; inositol-1,3,4,5,6-pentakisphosphate 2-kinase activity.
GCGACGUUGUGCUUCCCAGAUUUAAUGUCUGUUGGACUUAUGCAUACCGUAUCGGACACGAGUCCGAAUGACUGGCACUACCUAUCCGAGGGGGGCGCUACAUUGGUUCUCAGCUACAGGGGACCAUCGGACGCGAGGUUUAAUGGAAUGGUCCUACGGUUGAGGAAAACGGACAUCCGAAAGCCGAAUAGCUUACCGGGCAAUGCGCCAGCUAAGAAUAUACGCUCGCCUGAUGCAAGUGUCAUACAGCGCGAAUGCCAGGAGAGAAUCGUCGGACGUUUAAUCCCCGGACGAUACCUCCCUCGUUUGUCCCUCGUCGGGACCGAUCCAGAUUGGCUUUCGCAAUUAGCGGAUCAAGUGCAUCGGAGGCGUCCUCUACUCCGAAGAGAAAAGGACGCAAUCGAUGUUACCAGGUCCAAUGCGUUACUCGCUACGGAUCUCACCGCAAGCGGCAGCUGGUCUAUAGAAAUUAAAACUCGCACGUGCAGAUACUGCAUGCACUCGUACUUGAAGUCCACCAAAGGCGAAGCUUCGGCAGAAGGCUUUUGCCCGCUUGAUUUAUAUUCUGGUAAGAAGGAGCGAGUUGAAAUCGCCCUAUGCGCGUUAUGGGACGAAUGGAUUGGCAAGGCAGGGCACAUCAAUAAUCUCAAGAUCUUUGUAGAUGGUCAAACACUCACAGCCGACGAUGUACGUUCCAUGGAGGCCCUACGACGUGCCAUCAAGGAAUCGUCUUCCAAUCCUCAUUGCUUGGAAAGUGCCCAGUUGCGUGACGCGUUCGUUGAACGGGUUGCAGCUGUGCUCUUAUCCUCCCAGUCCCUUGGAAUCCUCGCGAGACUCCAGCGGACGCUCGAUCCUCUUGAUAUUGAGGGGCUCACUUCCCUCUGGGAUGGAUACGAUACAUCCAAGGGCAACGUGCAAUCUAAUCCUCUCCCUGCCGAGCCUGAUCCAACAAUGGAUGACUACGCGGCGUUUAUCGACCAAUAUUUGACGUCCGGGAAGGUGAUGGACCACGACCAUCCCAGAUUGGAGGACCUGCGGUAUUACACCCUGUCCUACCUGCUUUCAGCUACAUUCAAGGACUGUUCAAUCAUCGUUCGGCCCAUCCUUUUCCACUCCCAAGAUAACACAAACCAGGCAGACUUUUCCGGCCAGGAGCCUUCCGACUACCAGGACCCAGUCACUUUCAUCGACCUUGACCCGAAGCCUAUACGGAAGCUGCGCCACUGGGCGAAGUUGGACAAGGAAAUAGUCGAGGCUUACAGACUUUCCGGGCAGCUGAAAUCAUGUUUCGAGGAG